GCAAGAGGGAUGGCAGCUCCAGCUCAUGGUCGGCGCUCUCGACGUGCCUACAUAUACACGCUAAACCCACCCGUACUCGUCCAUCUCUCCCAUCCAUCAAACCGCCGCAACCUUCUCUGACCGAGCAGCUGCGAGUUCGAGCCCAAGUUCCAAGCUAGAAUCGCGGCGAUGGCACGGUCGGAGCUGGCCAUGGCGUUGCUGGUGGUGGUCCUCGCCGCCGGCUGCUGCGCGCCGGCGGCCGCCGUGGCGUACCUCUCCAAGCUGCCUGUGACCCUCGACGUCACGGCAUCCCCCAGUCCCGGCCAAGUUCUUCACGCCGGCGAGGACGUGAUCACGGUGACGUGGGCCCUGAACGCGAGCCAGCCGGCCGGCAAGGACGCCGAAUACAAGAACGUGAAGGUGAGCCUCUGCUACGCGCCGGUGAGCCAGAAGGAGCGCGAGUGGCGCAAGACCCACGACGACCUCAAGAAGGACAAGACCUGCCAGUUCAAGGUCACCCAGCAGGCCUACCCCGGCACCGGCAAGGUCGAGUACCGCGUCGCCCUCGACAUCCCCACCGCCACCUACUACGUGCGCGCCUACGCGCUCGACGCCUCCGGCACGCAGGUCGCCUACGGCCAGACCGCGCCCGCCUCCGCCUUCAACGUCGUCAGCAUCACCGGCGUCACCACCUCCAUCAAGGUCGCCGCCGGCGUAUUCUCCGCCUUCUCCGUCGCCUCCCUCGCCUUCUUCUUCUUCAUUGAGAAACGCAAGAAGAACAACUAAACUCGGAAGUCAGAACCGUGGCGAUGUGUUCGUCUGUGCGCGACUUCUUGUCCUUUGCAACGUACUCCCUCCGUUCCUAAAUACUUGUCUUUCUAGGCAUUUCAACAAAUGACUACAUACGGAGUAAAAUGAGUGAAUCUACACUCUAAAAUAUGUCUACAUACAUCCGUUUGUGAUAGUCAUUUGAAAUGCCUAGAAAGACAAGUAUUUAGGAACGGAGGGAGUACGUACAAUUGUACUGUACUGUAUAUGUAAGAGAGUGUUGAUGUUUCCUUUUUCUUUUUCGGAGACUCUCGUAUAUAAUUGGUUAUGUUGUAAUACCACCGAUGGGCAUAUCUUCUAGGAACAAAAACGGACGAGUUCUUCA
Molecule: messenger RNA, 1132 nt
Organism: Triticum aestivum (bread wheat)
Lineage: Eukaryota; Viridiplantae; Streptophyta; Magnoliopsida; Poales; Poaceae
Product: high-affinity nitrate transporter-activating protein 2.1
Exons: 2
Coding region: 169-765 (198 amino acids)
Biological process (GO): nitrate transmembrane transport; response to nitrate
Cellular component (GO): plasma membrane
Molecular function (GO): nitrate transmembrane transporter activity
Source: RefSeq, a predicted model, not a curated record